Messenger RNA from Cladophialophora immunda, 2358 nucleotides. RefSeq lists its product as uncharacterized. Gene Ontology annotation, cellular component: fungal-type vacuole membrane. The coding region runs from base 1 to 2358 and encodes 785 amino acids. The record is from RefSeq and is a predicted model, not a curated record. NCBI's taxonomy places the organism in Eukaryota, Fungi, Ascomycota, Eurotiomycetes, Chaetothyriales, Herpotrichiellaceae. The transcript is spliced from 2 exons.
AUGGCCACACCGCAGACCUCGCCGCCCCCUUCCGAACGCACCCCCCUCCUCUCCGGCCCUGAAGAUGACUCUCGAUCAAAUUACUCUGACCAGCCCAACGGCGAUGUGAACCCUCCCUUGCCCGAGUCGCUAGAUUCCCCAAAACCCAAGAAGCAACCGAGAUGGCCAAGCAUAAUAGCUCUGACUAUUCUAUGUCUGGUCGUGGUGGCAGUAUGCUUUGGACUCACCUUACCAUCUACAAUCCAAGAAUAUGCGAAAGAAGCCGUUGUCUUCGAGCCCACUAGGCUUUCCAUCGAUUCCUUUACCUCUCUCGGUAUCCGUGCUAGGGUUCAAGGGGAUUUUUACAUGGAUGCUUCAAGAGUCCGCAACAAGGCCACAAGGAGUCUCGGCAGAUUUGGGACCUGGCUGGCUAAAGAAGUCAAGACCGGAGAGUCAGAGGUGAAUGUCUACCUUCCAGAGUACGACGAUGUCCUGUUAGGGACGGUCACCAUUCCUCCUGUCCGCGUCAGCAUCCGCAACCAUCAAUACAACCAUAUUGACCUCUUUGCUGAUCUGGAGCCGGGUGAUCUUGACGGUGUCCGCCGAGUUGCCAAGGAUUUCAUGGAUCGAAAACUCGACGAAAUCACCGUCAAUGCCGUUGCAACCGUCUCUCUGAAAAGUGGAUUGAUCAAGCUGGGCAAACAAACCAUUUCGCAAACUCUGCAAUUCAAGGGUCAGGAUGUGCCAUCGGUUCCAAACUUUGAUAUUCAACAACUUCGUUUUGCGGAAUAUGGGAUGCCUGGACAUCCCGAGGGCGUUAAGGCUAUGGCCAUGGUUUCUGUCAUGAAUCAAUAUCCCGUCAAAUUCGAUGUGCCACCGUUGGCGUUCGAAAUCCUUCUCCCAGACUGCUCAGAGAAUUACCUCUUCUUCGGAACAGCCAAGACGGAUGUCAUCCAUAUCUUGCCAAAGCGGAACGUUAGCGCCGAUGUGACUGGCUUGGUGAAGCAGUUGCCUACAUCUCUGACGUCUGUAUGCCCUGGCUCGAAAACCUCCCCUUUGGACAGUCUGGUUGCCGACUACCUCGCUGGCCGAGAUACCACUGUCUACAUCCGCGGGGGACAACAAGACGAGACCACUCCGGAUUGGAUAGGAAAGCUUUUACAGGAUACCAUGCUCCCAUUUUCGCUUCCUGGUCAUCCUUUUGACAAUCUCAUCAAAAAUUUCUCUUUGGCGGAUGUUCAUUUUGCUCUGCCAGAUCCGAUGACGGAUUCACGGCCGGAGAUAUCAGCGGUCGUCAAAGUCUUGAUCGGCUUACCCGCGGAAAUGAACGUCAAUCUGGAUGUUGAUAGGGUCAGAGCCGACUCUGACGUCUUCUACAAAGGGGAGCUCCUCGGCAACCUUGACCUCUCCAAAUGGCAAGCGGCGAAUGCGACGCAGGUGGAUGAUGACUUACUGAUCCAGUCCAUCGUCAAGGAUGCACCGCUUGAGAUCAAGAACCAGGCGUUAUUCUCCCAAGUCGUCCAGGCGCUGAUAUUCGGCAAAGGGGCUUCGCUCUCGGUGCAAGCAACCGUUGACGUCAACACCCAUACCGCAUUGGGAGAAUUUGUAGUCCGAAGAAUACCAGCACAGGGCGAGAUCUUCAUCAAGCCCCUUCGCGCUGGGGAUUUCCAGAUGCCGGAAAUAAAGGGUAUGGAAGUCGUUGCCACGUCCGAAACCUCAUUAACUCUACAGGCAAGGGUUAAUGUGACGAAUCCCACGGACUAUUCGGCCACGAUUCCGUACUGCAAUGUCAGCAUCUGGGUCAACGACACUCGCGUCGGUUAUGCAUGGGCGACUUCACAGCAUGUCGUGCCGGGUCCCAACAACCUCACGGCCAAUGCUUCAUGGGAAGUGGGUAAAAUUGGACGAGAAUGGCUUUCUCAAUAUAUCUCGGGGUACAAUACGAGUCUGACUAUCAAGAGCCACACUGGCUCGAUACCGAAUUUUCCUGAUCCCGGUGUGGAAAUGACAGUCCCAGCUCCACAUAUGCUGUCGCAUCCCCUGAGAGAAGCAACGAUGCACAUAUUUUCCUCAACCGCAACAUUCAUUCUGGUGUCGCCGCUCGCCUUCUACGUCACCAACAUUGCAGCAGCAGCUUUUUACAACGGGUCAGAGGUCGGAACAAUCGAAUGGAACUACCCGUUUGCGAUCGAGCCCGGAGAGAAUCUAACGCCAAAACUGCCCGUCGAAUGGGGUGGGAACGCACUGGGCACCAUCAGGGAUGCGCUUGGCGGCACCCUGAAAUUGGAUGCUAAGGCGGAUGUUGGCGUAAGGAUAGGUAAGUGGCAGGAAAACAUCUGGUACGAAGGAAAGGGGUUGGGAGCGAAGAUUAGACUGUAG